AUGGAUAAGCAUUAUUUCAUAACUCGUUAUGUCUCAUUUGUAUGGCUGCUUUGUGUAAUAUUGCUCUCAACUACCAUCGUUGGUGCUUAUACUUCAAAUAAUUGUAGCGAUAUUGAGAGGGAAGCCUUGAUUUCCUUCAAACAAGGCUUGUUAGAUCCUUCUGCUCGACUUUCUUCUUGGGUCGGCCAUAAUUGCUGUCAAUGGCAUGGCAUAACUUGUAAUCCCAUUUCAGGAAAAGUCAUUAAAAUUGAUCUACACAAUUCAUUGGGCUCUGCCCUUUCUCAAUUUGUUGAGUAUGGAGAUCUAGAACGACCUUGGAUAGAUCUCAAGUAUUUCUUACGAGAGUUCCAAAAGACUUGCUUGACAGGGAAAAUAAGUCACUCUCUACUUGAGCUCAAAUAUUUGUACUAUUUGGACUUGAGUUUCAAUGAUUUUGAAGGUGCUUCAAUCCCAUAUUUCCUUGGGAUGCUCAAAAGUUUAAGGUAUCUCAAGCUUUCUUCUGCUAAUUUUAGUGGACAGAUUCCCAUUUAUCUUAGAAAUUUGACUAAUUUGAGUUAUCUAGAUCUUUCCGACGAACGAGGAUUCAUGUUACAUGUUAAAAACUUGCAAUGGCUCUCCGGUCUUUCUUCUCUUGAGUACCUUAAUCUUGGAGGUGUGAAUUUAAUUAGUGUUGAAAGAAAUUGGAUGCAUACAAUCAAUGGACUUUCUUCUUUAUCAGAGCUGCACUUAAGUAAUUGUGGUAUUUUAAGUUUCGAUACUUCAAUUGCUUUUUUAAAUCUCACUUCACUUAGAGUUCUUGAUUUAUCAAGUAAUUUGAUAAAUUCUUCCAUACCUUUAUGGCUAUCGAAUUUGACUAGUCUUUCAACACUUGAUUUAAAUAACAAUAUUUUUCGAGGAACAAUUCCUCAUAAUUUUGUGAAAUUGAAAAAUCUCCAAGUUCUUGAGUUGACUGGGAAUAGUUUGAGUAAUGAUAUUGGAGAUCACACCCCUCCAAUCUUUUCACAAAAUCUUUGUAAGUUACGAUUUUUGCACCUUGCAUACAAUCAUUAUGAUUUUAAACUGGGAACUUUUUUGGAUAGUUUCUCAAAUUGUUCUCGCAAUAGGUUGGAAUCCUUGGAUUUGGUAGGUAAUAAAAUUGUGGGAGAGAUACCAAAUUCACUAGGGACAUUCAAGAAUCUUCGAUUCUUGAAUCUUUCUGAUAAUUUUUUAUGGGGUUCACUUCCAAAUUCAAUAGGUAAUUUGUCAUUAUUGGAGCAUCUACAUGUUUCGAGUAAUGUUUUGAAUGGAACUAUACCUUCGAGUUUUGGUCAACUUUCAAAAUUGGUUUAUUACGAAGACUAUGGGAAUUCAUGGAAUACAACUAUAACAGAAGUUCACUUAAUGAACUUGACAGAAUUGAAAAUCCUUCAAGUGUGGACGAAAAGUAUACAAACUUUUGUUUUCAACAUCACAUACGAUUGGAUUCCUCCCUUUAGUCUCAAGAUACUUUUUUUGGAAAAUUGUCUCAUUCGCUCUCAAUUUCCAAUUUGGCUUCGAACUCAAACUCAACUAUCUGAGAUUGUUCUCUCUAAUGUUGGGAUUUUUGGCUCUCUACCAAACGAGUGGAUUUCUAAGGUAUCUUCUCAAGUCAUUAGGUUGGAUUUGUCCUACAACUUAUUCAAUCUAAAGCUAUCUCACAUAUUCACAUCCCAUCAGAAAAAUGAUAGCGGUGAAAAUGAUUCAAUUAUUCCCUUAAGAUAUCCUAAUCUAAGACACUUAGAUCUUCGAAAUAAUCAAUUGUUGGGCACUAUACCCUUAACCAUCAAUGAUCCAAAACCCAAUUUGUAUAGAUUAGAUUUGUCAGAAAAUAAUCUCCAUGGUACAAUUCCAUCAUCCAUUAAAACCAUGAAUCAUCUUGAAGUACUUUCAAUGUCACACAACCAACUUUCAGGGAAGCUCUUUGACGAUUGGAGUAGACUCAAAUCAUUACUCGUUGUUGAUUUAGCCAAUAACAAUCUUCACGGAAAAAUCCCAACCACAAUAGGUUUGUUGACAUCCCUCAACAAAUUGAUGUUGAACAACAACAAUCUCCAUGGAGAAAUUCCCAAUUCUUUGCAGAAUUGUUCACUCCUCACAAGCCUUGAUCUUUCUGAAAAUAUAUUCUUAACCGGAAACCUACCGUCAUGGUUAGGAGUAGCUGUGCCAAAGCUACAAUUGUUAAACCUACGGUCGAACCGUUUCAGUGGAACCAUCCCAAGACAAUGGUGCAAUCUUUCUGCCAUCUGUGUGCUAGAUCUAUCAAACAACCAUCUUGAUGGGAAGCUCCCAAAUUGUUUGCAUAACUGGAAAUUUUUCGUGCAAGAUUACUACAGAGAUGGAUUGAGAUCUUAUCAAACCAAUAGUGGAGCCUAUUACAGUUAUGACGAAAAUACAAGAUUGGUUAUGAAAGGAAUGGAAUCUGAAUACAAUACUAUUCUUGACUCGGUUUUGACAAUAGAUCUUUCAAGGAAUAAAUUGACUGGUGAAAUUCCAAAGGAGAUUACAAACCUUGUCCAACUUGAUACCUUAAACUUAUCGAACAACAACUUUGUUGGUAUCAUACCAGAAAAUAUUGGAGCCAUGAAGAAAUUAGAGACAUUGGAUCUGUCAUACAACAAUCUGAGUGGCAGAAUUCCUGCCAGUCUAGCUUCACUAAAUUUCUUGACACAUUUGAAUAUGUCAUUCAACAAUUUAACAGGAAAAAUACCAAUGGGUAAUCAACUUCAGACGUUGGAAGAUCCCUCCAUCUAUGAAGGGAAUCCUUCUUUAUGUGGACCUCCUCUUCAAAUCAAGUGUGCAGGAGAUGAAAGUUCAAACAAUGUUCUUGUUUCAACAAGUGAAGAAGAAAAAGAAUAUGGCAAUGAAAAUGACUUGGAAAUGGUUGGCUUCUAUAUUAGUAUGGCAAUUGGUUUUCCAGUUGGAAUCAACAUAUUGUUCUUUACCAUUUUCACAAACGAAGCAAGAAGAAUAUUCUACUUUGGUUUUGUGGAUGAUGUCAAUUACAAAAUACUCCAAAUAAUUGAUUUUCUUAUAGUUGGUGUGAGGAGAAUGAUGAGAUGGAGAUGA
Molecule: messenger RNA, 3084 nt
Organism: Cucumis melo (muskmelon)
Lineage: Eukaryota; Viridiplantae; Streptophyta; Magnoliopsida; Cucurbitales; Cucurbitaceae
Product: receptor-like protein EIX2
Exons: 1
Coding region: 1-3084 (1027 amino acids)
Molecular function (GO): protein binding
Source: RefSeq, a predicted model, not a curated record